Messenger RNA from Serinus canaria (Common canary), 1500 nucleotides. It is a transcript of the gene SSTR4, whose product is annotated as somatostatin receptor 4. Gene Ontology annotation, cellular component: neuron projection; membrane. Gene Ontology annotation, biological process: neuropeptide signaling pathway; cellular response to glucocorticoid stimulus. Lineage: Eukaryota; Metazoa; Chordata; Aves; Passeriformes; Fringillidae. Gene Ontology annotation, molecular function: neuropeptide binding; somatostatin receptor activity. The record is from RefSeq and is a predicted model, not a curated record.
AUGCGUUGCCAAGGCAACCAUUCCUUCUCCAUCUCCUGCCUCUCCCCGGAGCCACGGGGGGAUGCGGGGCGAGGGCGGGGUCCGGAUCUUCCCGGUCAUCUGAUCCAGGUCAAGUAGGACUUUCCGUUGGCGACAGAUCCCACCGGAGCAUCUUCCCACAGCGGCUUCUUCCCCCCGGCAGGAAGAAGUGAAGCUCCUUCAGUCCCUGGAAUACUGAAAGGUCGACCCAACUGCCACUGCUCUCCCGUCCAUGGAUCACCUCCCGCCAUGAGCACGGACGGCGAGCAGCUCCUGGCAGCCGGAAUUCCCCUCUGGAGCAUCUCCAGCUGGGCCGGCUCCGAGCCGCCCCCCAACAGCAGCACGGCGGCGGCGGCGGCGGGAGAUGCCAGCCGGCCCCCGGGAGCCCCGGAGCGGGGCGGGAGCGCGGCGGAGAUCGCGGGCAUGGUGGUGCUGCAGUGCAUCUACGGCCUGGUGUGCCUGCUGGGGCUGCUGGGCAACGCGCUGGUCAUCUUCGUCAUCCUGCGCUACGCCAAGAUGAAGACGGCCACCAACAUCUACCUGCUCAACCUGGCCAUCGCCGACGAGCUCUUCAUGCUCAGCGUGCCCUUCGUGGCCACGGCGGCGGCGCUGCGGCGCUGGCCCUUCGGCCGCGCCCUCUGCCGGACCGUGCUGGGCGUGGACGGCCUCAACAUGUUCAGCAGCGUCUUCUGCCUCACCGUGCUCAGCCUGGACCGCUACAUCGCCGUGGUGCACCCGCUGCGCGCCGCCUCCUACCGCCGCCCGCGCGUCGCCAAGCUGGUCAACGGCGGCGUGUGGCUGCUGGCGCUGCUGGUGGCCUCGCCCAUCCCGGUGUUCGCCGGCACGGCGGUCACCCGCGACGGCCGCGCCGUGGCCUGCGACCUGCUGUGGCCCAGCCCGGCGUGGGCGGCCGCCUUCGUGGUGUACAGCAGCGCGCUGGGCUUCGUGCUGCCCGUGGUGGCCAUGGCGCUGUGCUACCUGCUGCUGGCCGGCAAGAUGCGCGUGGUGGCGCAGGGCGUGGGCUGGCAGCAGCGGCGGCGCUCCGAGGGCAAGCUGACGCGGCUGGUGGUCACCGUGGUGGCCAUGUUCGUGGUGUGCUGGCUGCCCUUCUACGUGGUGCAGCUGCUGGAGCUGCUGCUGCCCGGCCGCCUGGACGCCAGCGCGCACAACGCUUCGCUGCUGCUCAGCUACUCCAACAGCUGCGCCAACCCCAUCCUCUAUGGAUUGCUCUCCGAGAAUUUCCGCAACUCCUUCCACGGCGUGCUGCGCCGCUGCCGCGACGCCGGCCUGUGCUGCUGCCGCGCCGCCGACGGGGACGGAGGGGACAGCGAGGACGAGGAGGAGCCGCUGGAUUACUGCGCCGCGCCCCGCGGGGACGCCAAGGGCUGCGUGUGUCCCCCCCUGCCCUGCCCGCAGGACCCCCUGCGCCCCCAGCCCUGCUGCGCGCCCGGGGCCCUCCUCCCCAAAACCACCCCCUUCUAG